ACUAUGCAGCACAGUCACACUAGCUCUGCAUUGUAAAUUACGAAUCGCAAAAACAUAUUUUUGUCUGUGAUCAAAUUAGCCUAGUUAAAACAGAACCCAGCUAGUACAAAGAUGAGCAGCCAGCGCGGCAAUGUGAGUCGCACACGUGCACAGAAACACAAAAAUCGGUUCGUCUUCAAGAACGAUCUGCAUGACAAGACGCCGCAGCAGAUCCGUCUAAAUGCCAUGCACGUGUCCACCGUGUGCCAGCGGUGCAAGGAACAGAUCGAGUGGAAGAUCAAAUACAAGAAGUACAAGCCGCUGACCCAGGCCAAGACCUGUGCCCACUGCCACCAGCGGACUGUGCGCAAGGCGUACCAUGUCAUCUGCAAGGAGUGCGCCGUCAAGGCCAAGUGUUGCGCCAAGUGCCUCAAGUCCGCCGACGAGGUGUCCAUCGAAGCACCUGGACCAACGCCCCGCGAGGAGCAACAGCUGCAGGUUGAGAUGGAUCGCCUGAUCAAGUCCUUUUCGGAACGCAAGCGCCGUGCCUUCCUGCGCUACAUGCAGAAGGGCAAGAAGCAGGCGCCCGCCGAGCAGGACGAACAGGAACUGGAGGCUGAGGAGAAGGCCAAGCGGGUGGCACACACGCGUGACGAGCUGCUAGACAAGAUCAAGCAACUGAAUCUGGCCGAGGAGGACGAUGAGGACUUUGACGACGACGAUGAGGAUGAGGACUCGGAGUUCGAUUCCGAGGCAGAAGAGGAGGAGGAAGAUGAGAGCGACGAAGAGGAGGAGAAGACACAGAAGAAACCCACCAAGGCGAAAUAAACAUUUAAUACAGCACCUUGUCUCUACCUCUCUGUGGUGAAUGUGAUAAGGCCAAGGAGCUGGCUGUGAGCUUGUUUUAGAGGAGGAGGAGCAGGUGGAGAGCAAAGAGUACACUCCAGUUGUGUAUUAAGGAAAAUAUGGAGCUCCUAAACACUGAAUACAACGAGGAACCCAA
This is a messenger RNA of Drosophila serrata, 982 nucleotides long. RefSeq lists its product as uncharacterized. Lineage: Eukaryota; Metazoa; Arthropoda; Insecta; Diptera; Drosophilidae. The record is from RefSeq and is a predicted model, not a curated record.